Molecule: messenger RNA, 1467 nt
Organism: Eimeria maxima
Lineage: Eukaryota; Apicomplexa; Conoidasida; Eucoccidiorida; Eimeriidae
Exons: 2
Coding region: 1-1467 (488 amino acids)
Source: RefSeq, a predicted model, not a curated record
AUGGAAGCAGAAGCAGCAGAAGCAACUUAUCAAUGCAGCAAGCAUGACUGCAGCAGCAGCAGACACCCAUGCCAGUGCUGCAACACGACAGCAGCACCAGAAGGCAGCAGCAGCAGCAGCAGCAGGAAGCGCAGCAGCAGCUGGAGCAGUAGGAGCAGCGUCUGCAGCUACCGCAGCAGCGAACCCGCCACCAACAGCAACAACUGCAGCAGCAGCAGCAGCAGCACUCUGAGCUACCUGCUGCGACGUAUGCUACCAGGUUAUCUCCCAGCAGCAGCAGCAGCAGCUGCAACAGGAGAGAGCAGCAGCAGCAGCAGCAGCAAAAUGCUGCGUGGUAGCCAUCAACGCAGCAGCAGCGAGGGACGCGGUCGUGUUUCCUCUUUAAGGCCUGACAGCAGCAGCAGCAGCAGCAGCAGCAGCAAGUGCAGCAGCAGGAGCAGCAGCAGGAGAAGCAGCAGCUUCGGGUCUGCUAAGGACUUUGACUGCAGCACUUGCUGCUCUGCUGGGCCCGCUGCUGCUGAGCGCAUGCAGCAGCAGCAGCAGCAGCAGAAGUUCCGCAAAUACUCUGCUGCAGCAGCAGAGGAGAGAGGACAAGCAGAUUGCUGCUCAAGAGCAGCAGCAGAAGCAGCAGCAGCAGCAGCAGAUGUAGCAGCGGACCUGGAGGAGCAGCUACCAGCAGAAGCAGCAGGAGUAGCAGCAACAGGAGCAGCAGCAAGAGCAGCAGCAGAAGUUGCCUGUACACCUGAAGCAGUGCUGUUGUCUAGGCAUGCGAGUGCUGCUGCAGCACCAUCAUCAUCUACUGCAGCAGCAGCAGCAGCAGCAGCAAAUGCAGCAGCAGCAAGAAGAAGAGCAGCAGCAGCAGCAGCAGCACGUUCUAUUGUAUCAGCAGCAGCAGCAAUAUGUACAAAAGUACCAUUAAGUCGCGGUGUCUCUAAGGCGCUGCCAAGGUCUCUAAGGACAUUAUACUAUGGACAGCAGCAGCAGCAGCAACUGCAGCAACUGCAGCAAAGGAGAAAGCAGCAGCAGCAGCUAAGGCGCCUGCAGCAGGAAGGAGGGAAACACCAACAGGGGGAGCAGCAGAAAACACACAGGCAGCAGCAACAGCUGCAGCAGCAGCAGCAGCUCAAUUGGGAGGGGAGUGACAAGAAGGAAGCAGCAUUGCUGCAGCAGCAGCAGCAGCAGCACGAACUGCAGCAGGAACUGCAGCAGCAGCAGCAGCAGAUGGAGGAAUGGUUGCUGCCUGUUGAGCCUCAUAGGAAGGAGGAAGAAGCAAAGCAGCAGCAGCUGCUGCUGUCUGCUGCUGAUCCUCCAUGGGUGCGGCUGCAGCAGCCGCUGCCUCCUCCUGCUGCAGCAGCAGCAGCUGCUGCUGCUGCUGUUGCUGCUUUCUAUGGCAGCAAAGAAGAAGUAACAGAAGACGAAAGACAUGCUGCUGCUGUUGUACUCAGCAUUGGCAAACGUGUUGGUUAG